AUGAAGUAUGCCCUUCUCACCGCAGCACUGGCUCUGGCAGCCGGUGCCUCCGCCGCCGCUGUGCCCGCGGCGGUUCAUACACGCGAGUCCACGACGGACUACAUUCCCGACUACUUCACCGGCGGGUGCACGAAGGAGCAGAUGACCACUCGCAAGGAAUGGCGGCAUCUGACCGGCCAGGAGCAGAGCCAUUUUCUGGACUCCCUGCAGUGCCUGAUGGAGAAGCCCGCACAGUCCGGGCUGACGGCGACGACCAGCCGCUUCAGCGACCUGCAGGCCCUGCACCGCGGCAUGACCAACACCGCCUACGCGGACAUCAUUCAUCAUGUGGGCCAGUUCCUGCCCUGGCAUCGCUACUACAUGCACAUCUACGAGACCCUGCUCCGCGACGAGUGUGGUUACACCGGUUCGAUUCCAUACUGGAACGAACAGCUCGACGCCGACAGCGGCAACAUGUUCCAGUCCUCCAUGUGGGGCCCCGACGCCUUCGGGGGCAAUGGCACCGGGUCUGGCCUCUGCGUGACGGACGGCCGCUUCGCCAACAUGACGCUGCACAUCGGCCCCGGCGACGAGGACACGGACUACUGUCUGCGGCGCGCGUGGGACAACGAGGCCGCUAUCGCCAACGCGAACAGCACGGCCUUGAACGCCUGCAACGCCUACAACACGUACGCGCCGUGGUGGAAUUGCGUCUCCAAUAUCCCGCAUAAGGGGGUGCACACGAAUAUCGGAGGGGUGAUGGCGGACAUCAAGUCCUCCCCGGGCGACCCGAUCUUCUUCAUGCACCACGCGUACAUCGACAAGGUAUGGUGGGCGUGGCAGAAGGCCGACCCCCUCAACCGCAUGUAUGAUAUCAGUGGGCCGACCUUGAACCACACGGCGAAUGUCGAGCCCGCCGGCGGCUGGCAGAACGCGACGCUGCACUACGAGCUGUCUUCGUUUGAGAUCCAGCCUAAUGUCACGAUCGGGACGGUCAUGAACACGCAGGGUGGCUAUCUGUGCUAUGGGUACGAUUGA
Messenger RNA from Aspergillus saccharolyticus JOP 1030-1, 1017 nucleotides. Its product is annotated as tyrosinase family protein. Gene Ontology annotation, molecular function: oxidoreductase activity. The record is from RefSeq and is a predicted model, not a curated record. Bases 1 to 1017 code for a protein of 338 amino acids. The transcript is spliced from 3 exons. NCBI's taxonomy places the organism in Eukaryota, Fungi, Ascomycota, Eurotiomycetes, Eurotiales, Aspergillaceae.